AUGGGCGCAACAUAUUUGCUUGUUUCAAUUGAUUAUGCUAAGAGGUUGGGUUUGAAAUUGUCUUUUAUGGUUGGGAGUAGGAUUGUUGAUACACCGACUCUAGGUUCGGUAACCACUUCGUGGGUUUGUUUCAAUUUCCCACUUACUAUUUUUAGUAAGAGUUUUGGGAUGGAUUUAGUUUGUCUACCUUUAAGAAAUCUCGAUGUUAUCAUUAGAAUGAACUGGUUGGAGUUCAACCAUGUUCGUAUCAACUCUUACGAUAAGGCAAUGUCAUUUCCGGAGUUUGAUGCAAGUGAUGAGUUGUUUGUGUCUGCUAAGAAAAUUCAUGAGCUCGUAAAGGACGAGGCUAAAGUAUUCAUGAUAUUGGCUUCUAUGAAGGCGAAAAUAAAAUAUGCGAUUGGUGAGCUACCUCUGGUGUGUGGUUUUCCUGAGGUAUUUCCAAAUGAUAUCAGUGAUUUUCCGCCGGAGCGUGAGGUUAAUUUUGAUAUAUACUUGGUACCUGGUACUAGUUCUAUAUCGAUGGCUUUGUAUAUGAUUCCUGCUUCAGAGUUGAGUGAACUGAAUAAGGAAUUGGAAGACUUGCUUGAGUAG
Messenger RNA from Lathyrus oleraceus (garden pea), 591 nucleotides. RefSeq lists its product as uncharacterized. The record is from RefSeq and is a predicted model, not a curated record. Lineage: Eukaryota; Viridiplantae; Streptophyta; Magnoliopsida; Fabales; Fabaceae. The transcript has a single exon. Bases 1 to 591 code for a protein of 196 amino acids.